Molecule: messenger RNA, 702 nt
Organism: Chenopodium quinoa (quinoa)
Lineage: Eukaryota; Viridiplantae; Streptophyta; Magnoliopsida; Caryophyllales; Amaranthaceae
Product: protein FAR1-RELATED SEQUENCE 5-like
Exons: 2
Coding region: 1-702 (233 amino acids)
Source: RefSeq, a predicted model, not a curated record
AUGGCGUGGGACGAUGACAUUGAUAAUGCAGACCUAUUUUAUUUGGAUUAUUAUAAAUAUGAUAAUGAUGAAAAUAUCAAGUUAUCUUUGGCGGGAAGACUUGUUGAUAAUCGUGAAGAUGCAUUGCCUAUGUAUAAAGCUCAUACAAGAGCUAUUGGAUUCAGUGUAAGAAAAAAAAAUACUCUCAGGCGAAAUAAAACAGAUGGGAUAAUAUCUGAUUUUUAUUUUUUCUGCUCAAAAGAAGGUCAUAGAAGAAAGAGAAAGAAAAAAGAAAAGGAGAUAGCAAAUUCAGAAUUCAUAACUGAGGAAAAAGAGUCAUCAAAGAAAAGAAAAGAGAGGAGUAUUAAUGAGACCAGAACUGGUUGUAGAGCUAAUAUUAGAUUCAACAAGACAGAAUAUGGAGAAUAUUGUGUUGUUCAACACAAUAUUAAACACAAUCAUGAAUUGGUUUAUCCUUCAGAAAGACAUCACUUGAAAUCUGAAAGAAGUGUUAAAGAAGAGAUUGGAUUGGUGAUUGAAAAGAUGGUAGAUAGUGGAAUUAAACCAAUGGACUGUUAUGAAUACCUUAAAAGAGAAGUAGGAUCAGAGGAAGCUUUAGGUCACACAAAGAGAGAUCUAUUAAACUAUGUAACUAGGUACAAAUCUAGCAUAAUUGAAGGAGGAGAUAUGCAAGUGUAUUGGACACACUACAACAAAGAGUAG